This is a messenger RNA of Engraulis encrasicolus (European anchovy), 3435 nucleotides long. It is a transcript of the gene dnttip2, whose product is annotated as deoxynucleotidyltransferase, terminal, interacting protein 2. The record is from RefSeq and is a predicted model, not a curated record. The transcript has 7 exons. Bases 6 to 3191 code for a protein of 1061 amino acids. Gene Ontology annotation, biological process: RNA processing. NCBI's taxonomy places the organism in Eukaryota, Metazoa, Chordata, Actinopteri, Clupeiformes, Engraulidae. Gene Ontology annotation, molecular function: RNA binding. Gene Ontology annotation, cellular component: nucleolus.
UCAAGAUGGUAGCCACCAGAAGAGGGGUACGCGUGGUGGAAUCCCCUACUAAAACAGUUCAAAAUGAACCUUCAAGCUCAUCGGAUGAGGUCAUAUCGACGAGAAGAUCCAGGAGAGGAACAGUACGUGUGGAGGCUGCCACACCCCCAGCAGAAAGUGCAAGCGAUGCCCAGGAGGAUGUGACCAGCACGGCUAGCGCCCAAGAAGACAAACCCACGGAGGAAGCAACAGCAUGCGUUGAAGACCAGCCUGAGGACAUCCACGAUGCUGACGUAUCAGACUUGGAGUCCUGUUAUUCGGCGGCUUCCCCGUCAGCUGUCCAAACGCCCAGCACCAAGCCCACAAGGAGGAGAGGUAGGCCGCCAGGAUCCACUAAGAAACCCAAGGCCGGCACAGAAGGCUUGUCCGAAGCAGAGUCCUGCGCCUCGGCCGUCUCUGCCACUCCCAGCACAGCUUCCCGGAGAUCCACACGUAACCCGAGGAAGAAGGACCCCGAAGGAGCCGAGGAGGCGGCAGGAAGUAACGAUCAGGUCUCCGAGGCAGAGUCGUGCAGCUCGGUGGCGUCCCUGCGCAGACGCGCUCUGACCAGGAGCCAGAAGAAGGCGACCUCCCACACCGAGGACACGGACCUGUCGGAGCACGACACAUACGACCUGCGCAAGUCCACGGUGCGCAAAAGCACCCGUGGCAGGAAGCCUUCUCAGCCUGUGGAGCCCGUGCCCAUAGACCUGGACGACAGCGAAGACGUGUCCUCCGCAUCGUCUGCCACUAGGAAGACGCCAGGACGAAGAGGCAGAACCACUGCCACCGUCACCGUCUCCUCGGCGGCUCCUGCCCCUUCCACGGACGACAACGCCUCUGGGCUUAGCACACGGAGGAGCAGUCGCCGGAAAGUCAAAGAUGCUGCCGUCAGAGGCGCAUCCGACUCUGAGUCUGACUUCACUGGUUACAGUUCUCUGGGCAGCCCUGCGUCCUCGGUGCAAGGCAAGGGCACCCCGUGCAGCAGCCGCACUGGAUCAGCUGGCAGUAACCGCGCCGCGCCAGUCUCCAGGGCCACCAGGUCGCUUCGUAGUGGUGUCACGGUGGUGCUGACACCCAGCAGAGAGGAUGGCGAAGCAGAGGAAGGGGGAGAAGACGCUCCUGCUGUAGAAACGGAGGAAAAGAUGGAAGUGCAAGAGCCUGAAAAGACGGUCAUAGUGACUGGUGGGGAUGAGGAAAUGGCGGAAGGCGAUGACGACAACGUUCCUCCCUCAGCAGUCACAGAGGCAGAAGAGAUGGAGGUGAAAGAGUCUGAGAAGACCGUUGUGGUAACCAGAGAAGAGGAGGAGUCUUCUGUCCUUGCAGACAAAACUCUUGUGGAGGACAAAACUCUAAUUGAGGAGGAGGAAGAAGAAGAGACGAAGGAGGAUGAUGAUGCUGCUAUCAGGGGUGUCACUGUAGUUGACCCAGCACAGCCUGAAUUCCAGGAGGGGACUCGCACAGACAGCCCAAUCCCAACAGUGACUGUUUCCGAAAGUCCUGACACAGUGGAGGCAGCAGAGAUGAUUCCUGCUGUAGAUGGAGAUUCCGAGACGGAUGCUUCCAAAGGCAGUGUCACUGUGUCUGGGGGACAGGAAGAAAUUCCUGUUCCUGUUGAAAUUCCUGAAUCCAGCACUGGUGAUACUACCACUCUGGAGACGCCUUGUACUGGUAGUGUAACAGUACAUGAAGUAGCUGAGGCAGACACUACAGAAACAGUUGGUGAAGUAGCUGAAGCAGACACUACAGAAACAGUUGGUGAAGAUCAUGAGAAACCUUAUAUUGUUGUAGAUCUGGGUACUGACGAGACUGUCACGAUGACCAUUUCUGAACCAUCUGAUUGUAUACCUCAGCUGGAUGAUGAUGUGGCAGAAACUGCCGAACCCCAUGUUGCCUCAGAAGAACCAGGCCAGACUGUGAAAGUUACCGUAUGUGCCCCCGAGUCUGAGCCUACAGAAGAGGUCACAGAUGAUGGGUCGGCUGGGCCUGACACUAGCUGCCUAAAGACUGUAUCUGAGGAGGAUACUCAUCAAGAUGAUGAGGACCAGCCAAUGGAAACAUGUGCCAGCGAUCCCACAGAGGUCAGCGAAGACCCAGUGGAAGCCCCCUCCUCCUCCUCCAUAGACCCUGAGCUUUCUGCUCAAGAUGCUGAUCAACCAACGGGAAGCAGGGCUUUACCGAAGGCUCCUGUUGUGAGCUUGCUUGACAGCAGUGAUGAGGAAGAUGAGGACAGCGAUGCAUGUAGCUUUGCUGAGGGUGGACUCCGGGCCUCUGAAAAUGAGGGAGACAGCGAAGAGGUCAGCGACUCGGAAGAAGCUCCCACAGAAAAGAUCAAGAGGAAAGCCCUCCCCACCGACGGCCUGUUUGUCAUCGACACGCAGCCUGGUGUUCACUCUUCUCAACAGUACUACUCUGAAGAACGGGCUGAAAGGGUGAAGGGGCAGGAUGGGGAUGAAGGAGAAGUUCUGGGUAAAGGUGAGGAUGAGGAAGAGUUUGUCGAUGAAGAACUGGAUGAGGACGAAGAUGAAGAUUCCGAAGUGCUGUUCUCAACCAGGAGGAACAAGGCUGCGAAUGAGUUAUCCUGCCGCAUUGAUCCCGGCCUGAAAGUGAAGGAGCUCGGGGGUUUAUACAUCAAUUUCGAUGGCAGCAAAUCAAAUAAGGCCUCCAGUGGCCUGAAGAAGCUGAAGGAGCAGAAGCACCUAGAUGAGCUGAUGAAGAAAAGUGUCAUCGUACCAGAUCUAGAGAAACAAGACUGCAUAGCGCCGUAUAAAGAAUCCAUGAAUGCUUUGAAGCUGAAACGGAGGGUGGAGCGGCAGAAGACAACUGGAGACGGCUGGUACAACAUGAAGGCCCCAGAGAUGACCGAGGAGUUGAAGAACGACCUGAAGGCGCUGAAGAUGCGCUCUGCCAUGGACCCCAAGCGCUUCUACAAGAAGGACGACAGGGAGGGCUUCGCCAAAUACGUGCAGGUUGGCACAGUGGUUGACAGUCCGCUGGACUUCUAUCAUUCCCGCAUUCCCCAGAAGGAGAGGAAGAGGACCAUAGUUGAGGAGCUACUAGCAGAUGCUGAGUUCAGAAGCAACAACAAGAGGAAAUAUCAAGAGAUCAUGACAGAGAGAGCUGCUUUAGUUGCUGGCAAGAGACACAAGAAAAAUAAAUUCAAAUCAAAGUAGUCAAAGAAAACAUUGUAAGAUACUUUUAUUUGUAAAUUUGUGUGGUCAUUAAGUCAGUUAAGUACAUGAAUUUAAACAAAUUUUACAAAAUAUUUUUUAAGUGGUAUGAAAUACAUGUAAAUACAGUAUUAUCAUUUGAUUUAUAAUCCAUAACAUUCAAAACUGCAGUCAGACUGUUCUUGAAAAAAAGAUGAGACCUUUAAUUGUAACUUUCUGAAAAAAUAAUAAAUCAAGUACAAUACAA